AUGCGAACUUGGACUAUUGCAAAGAUUCUAUACGCUGGCCUAGCUGUCUUUCUCUUGGUCCUCGAAGCUGCAGCUGUAGACAAAGACCAGCCAAAUAGUUCGAGUAAGCCACCGAGCUGGGUAACCUAUAGUCCACCACUCGUAUUGAGCACCGCUAUAACGGCCUCAUCGGCUAUCACUUCAGCGCUUGGGUUUAUUCCGUCUCCCACGGCCACAUCAAGCACUAUUCCUCCAGUCUGGUUCAACAGCUCUUCCAUGAAUUCCUCGACAAUAACCUCGACAGCAGAUCCAUUACUCAAGAACCGCUGCGACGACGACAAAACAGGUGCCAACACUUGCAGAACUUCGAAGGAAAAGUUCGAUAAUAUCGAGUACUCCAACCAAGCUGGUAUUGUGGAGAAAGGCAUACAGUUUGUCGAAGUAAACGUUGAGAGUGACUAUGUUCCCGAGAAAAAAGAAGGAGGGGUUGAGUACAACGGAAAGUCACUACAGAAUGCCUUUAUCGCCCAAAUUGCAGACACCUUUCAGAAGAGCGGCGAGGACGAGAAGAAUUGUUACAGGUUCGAUCGGAGAUCAACCAUGUGCACAUUCUGCAAGAUUUGUAUACCCGAUGGAAGGGAUCGCGUGAUAAGGUGGUGUAAUGCACCCGAGUAUGUUCGAGUAAGUGUCAAGAAUGAGGAGGGGAAAGAGGUUGCGCAUAUGAAGGUUGUGCUCAGAUUUACGGGGACGACGGAUAAGGGGAGAUUCGACUGCAUGGCGAUCAAGGAAGGCGUCGAGACGAGUGCCCGAGACGACAGGAUGAGAGAAGUGAAAGAUGCGGUUGGUGGAAAGGAGGCGCAGCAAAACAAGCCGUGGCGCAACGCGGAAAAAGGUCGCAAAGGCAAAGGCAAAAGAGGCAAGAUGGGACAAGAUGAGUCGCGGGUGAUAGACCCCACUGCACCACCUCAGACUUUAGAAGCACGUACUUUGGAGGCUCUGGCGCAAUAUAUCAAGGAUGGGCGCGCGCAAAAGAUUGUCGUUAUGACGGGUGCAGGUAUAAGUACUUCAGCCGGCAUACCAGACUUCAGAUCACCAGAAACAGGCCUAUACGCCAAUCUCGCUCGUCUGAACCUACCAUAUCCCGAAGCCGUUUUCGACAUCGAUUUCUUUCGCAAAACCCCGGAGCCAUUCUACGCUCUCGCUCAAGAACUAUACCCCGGAAAGUUCAGACCGACGAUAACACAUUCCUUCAUAAGCUUGCUACACCAGAAGGGGCUGCUGUUGAAGUUGUUUACACAAAACAUCGACUGUCUGGAGCGCGAGGCCGGAGUUCCCGGCAAUAAGAUAAUAGAGGCGCACGGCAGUUUUGCAUCGCAAUGUUGUAUCGACUGCAAGAAGUCGUAUCCCAAAGAUCGCAUGAACGAAGCUAUCCAUAACAGAUCAGUGCCUCACUGUGUCGACUCGUCCUGUAACGGCCUCGUCAAGCCCGAAAUCGUCUUCUUCGGGGAACAAUUACCAUCUGCCUUCUUCGACAAUCGAAGCCUCCCCGCACAAGCCGACCUGUGCAUAGUCAUGGGAACGUCGCUCAGCGUACAACCCUUUGCUUCGCUACCGCAACUUUGUGAAGACGAGACUCCACGUCUACUUAUAAACUCGGAGAGGGUUGGUGACAUGGGCCAACGAACCGACGAUGUACUACUACUGGAGGAUUGCGAUAGUGGUGUGAGGAAAUUAGCUGAGGCUUGCGGUUGGUUAAGUGAGCUAGAAACACUCUGGGCAACGACGGCACCCAAGGAAGAUCCUACGGCACCCAAGGAAGAAGUCAAGAAGAGCCACGAUGAGCUGCUGGAAGAUGAGGUCGACAAGCUCACACGAGAAGUGGAGGAGAAUUUAAGGUUAAAUCGAGCGGAACACGAGUGGCUUGAAAACCACGUCGAUAACAAGCUGGCAAGAAAUCACGAGGACGGUCAAGGUAGAGACGACUCCGCGACUGAACUGCAACCAACUGUCGACCCGAAGUCUAGGGCAAGUCCUAGCGAGACGAAAACGGACCCCGGAGGCGGGCUAGGACAUGUGUUUCCUCACAUGAACAAAUCCUCGCUUUAG
Messenger RNA from Alternaria atra, 2085 nucleotides. RefSeq lists its product as uncharacterized. Lineage: Eukaryota; Fungi; Ascomycota; Dothideomycetes; Pleosporales; Pleosporaceae. Gene Ontology annotation, molecular function: NAD+ binding. Bases 1 to 2085 code for a protein of 694 amino acids. The record is from RefSeq and is a predicted model, not a curated record. The transcript has 6 exons.